Pungitius pungitius (ninespine stickleback) is the source of this 2129-nucleotide messenger RNA. Its product is annotated as protein-tyrosine sulfotransferase 1-like. Gene Ontology annotation, molecular function: protein-tyrosine sulfotransferase activity. Gene Ontology annotation, biological process: peptidyl-tyrosine sulfation. The record is from RefSeq and is a predicted model, not a curated record. Lineage: Eukaryota; Metazoa; Chordata; Actinopteri; Perciformes; Gasterosteidae. Gene Ontology annotation, cellular component: Golgi apparatus. Bases 605 to 1663 code for a protein of 352 amino acids. The transcript has 6 exons.
CUGCCUGGCCGCGCUCCUGCUCGCCGUGCGGUUUUUCUUCUUCUCCUUCGCCCUCUCAGCGGCGGACACAGCGCGGCUCCUCACGGAGCGAAGUUACACCGGGAACCGGCAGCGAGACGUCUUCUAAAAAUGCCCAACGGCGACAGAUAGCUUCACCAAAUGGUGGAAAACAUCGAUGUGUACUGAAGAGCUUCACGGAACAAGCGUUGGCGGGGGUUUUUCCUCUCUCUUUUUCGGAUUUCGUCACUUGCACAGACGCUGGUGAGUGAACACCAUUUUUGUUUUUUUGGGACGUUUUCUGAUGUAUUUGCGACGCGCGUUGGCCUCCCACAGACGCACAAAUAGGAAUGAUGGAUGGGAGACGUAGCUGGCGGCAGCGUGCAGCGGGCCGGGGGCCUGCUCUGGGACAUCAGGGCUGAGGACCCGCAGAGGUCCGAGGACGCUUUCCAACCUCCUGGUCUCUUCUCGCAGUUGUCCCCAUCAUCUGGGCUGUCGGCGUGCUACUCAAUCUUGAACUGAAGCUUUAACCGGUAGCUGCCUUCACAUCUGAUUGAGGGAGCGUGGGCGGGCCUUAAACUGCUUAAUGUGCGCCUCAAUCUGAGCCAUGAGGAACACCAGAUCGAGCCUGCUGCUGGGCUGCAUGCUCCUCUGCUCCGCCUCCCUGAUCUACCUGGGCAUGAGCGGCGUAGACUGCCCUCCGAAAAGCCAUCGGUACCGGUGGAUGGAGCUCAACAUGGGCUCGGCCAAUCAGAGCUCAUCCCUCAAUGAGCAUUUCCCCGAAGACACGCCCCUCAUCUUCAUCGGAGGCUUCCCGCGGAGCGGCACCACGCUGAUGCGCGUCAUGCUGGAUGCCCACAACGCAGUCCGGUGCGGGGAAGAAACCCGAGUGAUUCCCCGCCUCCUGGCCAUGCGGGCCACCUGGAGCCGCUCGGUGAAGGAGAGGAUCCGGCUGGACGAGGCCGGCGUCACCGACCAGGUGUUGGACUCGGCCGUGCGAGCGUUCCUGUUGGAGGUGAUAGUCGGCCACGGGGAGCCGGCGCCUCGCCUUUGCAACAAGGACCCGUUUGCCUUGAAGUCUCUCUCGUACCUGUCACGCAUCUUCCCCAAAGCCAAAUUUGUGCUCAUGCUGCGUGACGGACGGGCGACCGUCCACUCCAUGAUAUCCCGCAAGGUGACCAUCUCCGGCUUUGACCUGACCAGCUACAGGGACUGUCUGACCAAGUGGAGCAGCGCGGUGGAGACCAUGUUCAGCCAGUGUCAGGCCGCCGGGGAGUCCACGUGUCUGCCUGUCCGCUACGAGCAGCUCGUGCUGCACACCGAGGGGGAAAUGAGGAAGUUGCUUCACUUCCUGGAGCUGCAGUGGGACCCGUCGGUGCUGCACCACGAAGAGUUGAUCGGAAAGGCAGGUGGUGUGUCUCUGUCCAAGGUCGAGCGCUCCACGGACCAGGUGAUGAAGCCGGUGAACACGGACGCCCUCUCCAAGUGGGUCGGUCACAUUCCCGCCGACGUGAUCAGCGACAUGGCUGAAAUCGCCCCCAUGCUGGCUCGCCUGGGCUACAACCCCCACGCCAAUCCGCCCGACUACACCAAACCGGAGCCUGUGUUGUCUCCGUUCAACUACUCACAGAAUUUGAAAUCAGCAGAUCCUCCACACCCCAGUUGAACGAAAGAGGACAUUUCGGCUUUGGUGCUCCACGAUAUUGAUGCACCUCAAAGACAAACUUCCAGUUCAGCACUAAUUGCUUCUCACAGAAAAACAUUGUCCCUGUCCCAUGUGUAUUCAGGGAUUGUUUGUAAGACCAAAGUGCGGUGUUGGUGUCUGAACAUUGUAGAGAGACUCAUCAAGUGGUUUGGUUUUCUUGUCUCAUGUCGACUACCUGCUCGAGAUGUUUUCUCCAGCGUAUCCUCCGAGGUGAACCGACAGUGUGACACCGCACUUUGCUGCUUCCUCUCCCCUCGUACCUCAAAGUAUUUCUAUAUGUUUGUAAAGUUGUAUGAUUCAGCACAAAUGUGACUUUGAACUAAUGUUUCACUUACUGAGAGUUCAGUCAGCGAUCAAGAAGCAUAUUGACUGUAUAUUUUUAAAGGCGUAUUUUUAUUUUCAAAAUAAAUUAUUUGAGUGUCGACCA